AUGCACGGCCCCCGUCGCGGUAAAGAAGCGGCAAAGAAGAUGCUCCUCGAGUUCCGCGAGGCAUUUCCGAACAUUUCCUUUCAAGCGUACAAAUUUCCUCUAAUUGCUGAAGGGGACUAUAUGGUUGGUCGCUGGAUCGGCGGCGGCAAGCAUACCGGCGUGGCAUUCGACGACCUGGCAGUAGGCAAGCUUGAUAAGCCAAAUACAGGCAAAGAGGUCUAUUUCUCGGGCACUACGAUUUUCACCCUACAGAAUGGCAAGAUUGUUGACGAGAUUGGCGAAGAGCAAGCCCUUACGGCUCUGCAGCAGCUGGGAUUAGUGUCUUGUCCUAAUCCAGGAAAGGAAAUCAGGUACGACGCAGAAGGCAAUCAUAUCUAA
Molecule: messenger RNA, 378 nt
Organism: Penicillium crustosum
Lineage: Eukaryota; Fungi; Ascomycota; Eurotiomycetes; Eurotiales; Aspergillaceae
Product: ester cyclase
Exons: 2
Coding region: 1-378 (125 amino acids)
Biological process (GO): polyketide metabolic process
Source: RefSeq, a predicted model, not a curated record